AGUCUCUAAUAAGAAAAAUUGCCAAUAUUUCACUUCAGGUUUUGGAAGAAGGUGCUGAAUAUGCAGUCCAUUCAACUUGGGAUCAUGUUUAUUGCGUUCCUUUUACGGUCCUGUUCUUCUCAGGUUGACUUUGAUGCCAAUUCUUUCGUCGAACCUGUUGCUUCUACUGAAAUUGGUCGAUUUUGCCAAAACGCAAUUUUCAUCUCUUGCCAACAAGUGAACGUGGACCUGAGCGCAAUUCGAAGUGGCAACACCCUGACUCUUCCCGAAGGAACCCAAGUCCAACAAAAGAGCCUUUUUCCUGGAUCUGAAAACAAUUUGGUCACGGCAUUUUAUGACUCCCAAGACCAGAAGGCGUCCUUGACCAUCACAUUCAGCCAGGACCCUGAUACGGUGCGUGUAUCUGGCGUUAUCCGGGUCGAGGAUAAGGUUUUCAAUUUGGUUCGUUGCUCAUUGAACAACCAUGCUUGCGUUGCCUUGGUUGAAGAGGAGGUCAAACAUCUUGAAGAUUCGGGGCAUGAACUCGAGGAUUUAGAGGUACCGCUUGAAAGACCCGUUGAUCGUUCUACGGGAACGUAUCAAACCGAUAGUGAUGGGAACAUCAUAGCCACUGUGAAGGUGUACUUCACUCUUGAGUUUGCUAAAAUAGAGCUGGAUAUUGUUGGCUAUGUCAAUAACAUGAUAGCCACCGCCAAUGUUGGUUAUAUGAACUCAAACAUCCCAUUUCGAUUGCAACUUUGGUGCGUUGAGCUCCUGGAAGGAGUCGACGAGAGUCUCCUGAUGCCGCAACUUUUGCCAACCCUGACCACAAUCAAAGGAGACGUUACUACUCUGCUUGACUCUGCAGACUUUGCUUUCGUUCUAUUAGGUGAACGUACAGACUAUUGCGGUAGAGCAUACAUUGGAUCUUUGGCCUUGCCCAUAAGUAUUGCUCAACAUUCUUGCGCAAUAAAUAGCUUUUCUUUCGGUCAUGAAAUUGGCCACAACUUUGGCUGCAGGCACAACCGAGAGUCGUACCAGACUGGUAGCAGUCUUCCUGGUUAUGCUUUUGGUUAUUACUUCGCCAAUGCACCAUUCAGAACGGUCCUCGGAAAAUUGGUUAGCGGUCGCACUCGAAUUAAUUACUUCUCUAACCCGAACGUGAGUUACCAAGGCCAUUCUACUGGAACCAAUGCCUCGGAUUGUGCCCGACAGAUCUUGGAAAAUAGAAUUGCAUAUGCCAGCAUUGGAUCCGAGAGUCAAACAUGUGUGACGGCAACUAUUGAUGGAGGAUGGACUGAAUGGUCAGAAUGGUCCUGCCCAGCUGGUUGUGGCCAAUCGGCUGCCAGCCAAAGAACCCGGGACUGUAUCAACCCACCCCCAUUGAACGGAGGCUCCAUUUGCCAAGGACCUGACUUUGAAAUGGUGAACGCCCCUUGCUCUAUGCCAAAUGCUUGUAAUUGCACCAAUCUACGCGACAAUUCAUAUUGUGAGGGAUUUUCAUGGGCUUGUCAAUCAACUCCAAGUAAUGUCGCCAUUAUGUUAAAAAAUUGUCGAGACACGUGUAACUUUUGCAUUGAUGGCAUUGAUGGACAAUGGUCUGUGUGGUCUGAUGACUGGUCUGAGUGCAAUUGCGCCACAGGGACACGUUCUCGCAAGCGGGUCUGCAACAAUCCCGCUCCAUUCCAAUCCGGACUCUAUUGCCUUGGAAAUGACACUCAAACCGAGGCAUGCACGGGAACCAAUUGCUCUACCUGGUCUACCUGGGGCGAAUGGGGUGAUUGUCAGUGGCCUUGUGGAGACUCCUUUCGUAAUCGGACGCGAUCUUGCUCGACCACGGAAUCCAAUUGCCAAGGGUCCUCAAUGGAAGCAAAGGCGUGCAAUGAAGCUCCUUGUGAUCCCGAUUGCCAUGAUACUUAUGGAUGGCAAUGGGGAAGAUGUGAAGGAAUUGCUCUCAGGAAUUGGUGCUCUCAUUUCGAAAGUACUUGCCACAGGACUUGUGGCUCAUGUCUCUGGGCUCGUCCUCAAUGCAUCGACUUUUUUUCUAAUUGUGAAGACGCAGCGAAUCCAACAGCUUGCGCUGGAGACCUGGGGACUUCCAUGGAUAGCGGUUGCAGGGACAGUUGCGGCCUAUGCCCGGUAAACGGUGGAUGGUCGAACUGGGAGGAGGCAGGACCUUGCACCGAUGGAACCCGUCUCAUGACCCGGACUUGUACUAACCCUGCCCCGGCUCAUGAAGGAGAUUUCUGCCUCGGGAAUAGCACGUCAAUUGUACCAUGUGCAACUUAAGGAUAGAAGGUUAUAUAAAGCAAUAAAGUGACAGCAUGCCACGUACAA
Tigriopus californicus is the source of this 2316-nucleotide messenger RNA. RefSeq lists its product as uncharacterized. The transcript is spliced from 10 exons. The record is from RefSeq and is a predicted model, not a curated record. Lineage: Eukaryota; Metazoa; Arthropoda; Copepoda; Harpacticoida; Harpacticidae. The coding region runs from base 61 to 2268 and encodes 735 amino acids. Gene Ontology annotation, molecular function: metallopeptidase activity.